Molecule: messenger RNA, 3294 nt
Organism: Colossoma macropomum (tambaqui)
Lineage: Eukaryota; Metazoa; Chordata; Actinopteri; Characiformes; Serrasalmidae
Product: MAM domain-containing glycosylphosphatidylinositol anchor protein 1
Exons: 18
Coding region: 421-3294 (957 amino acids)
Biological process (GO): homophilic cell-cell adhesion
Cellular component (GO): plasma membrane
Molecular function (GO): protein binding
Source: RefSeq, a predicted model, not a curated record
GGAAAGAAAGAGAAGAAGAAGAGGAAGAAGAGAAAACGCGAGCCGCUGCUCCUGCCAAGGCUGCUGUCGUGUGGAUGUAAGGUGCUGUUCUGGAGGCUCCCUCCGUCCAGGAAAACUUUCUGGGAAGGAUGUGCAGGAAUUCUGGGUUUGUUGUCUUGUUGAUGAGCCGCGGAGACGCCGCUGUUUAAACACACGUUUGGAAGAAACCUCGCCAGAAAACCUUCCACACGAGCUCUUCUUGAGUUGCUCUCGACUUUUCCCCCCCGACUGUUUCUUUUCCUAAAGGGAACUACAUCUACAUUUCUCUGACACGCCGAGCCCCGGUUCUCAUUUCAACUCUGUGGGGUCGUAGAUCCACUUUAACCGGCGGGGUCCCGCUGAGCUCCCUUACAAGAAGGUGAUGAGGCGUCGCGGCUGAACAUGGAGCUUUUCUGGAUCUUACUGUUCUCCGUCAUCCACCGCUACACGCGAGGACAGGGAGUUUACGCCCCUGCGAAUGCGCAGAUCGUGCAUGCCGGACAGGCCUGUGUGGUUAAGGAAGAUAAUAUCAGUGAAAGGAUCUACACAAUUCGUGAGGGAGAUACGCUUGUGCUACAGUGCCUGGUCAAGGGACAUCCACGGCCACAGGUGCGGUGGACUAAGACAGCAGGCAGCGCAUCAGACAAGUUCCAGGACACACCCAUCUUCAAUGAGACACUGCGAAUCACCAACAUCCAGAGGGUGCAGGGUGGCCGCUACUACUGCAAGGCUGAGAAUGGGGUCGGGGUGGCUGCCAUCAAGUCCAUCCGGGUAGAUGUGCAAUAUUUGGAUAAACCUGUUCUCACAGUACACCAGACCAUCAGUGAUGUGCGGGGUAACUACUACCAGGAGAAGACGGUGUUUCUGCGCUGUACUGUCAACUCCAAUCCACCAGCUAGAUUUAUCUGGAAACGUGGCAACACACCUAUUGAACAGAGUAAAGACAACGGCGUGGACAUCUAUGAACCUUUAUACACGCAGGGUGAGACUAAGGUGCUAAAGCUGAAGAACCUGCGGCCUCAGGACUUUGCUAACUACACCUGUCAAGUGUCCGUACGCAAUGUGUGCGACAUCCCGGACAGCUCAGUCACCUUCAGUCUAACUAAUGCCACCACUCCUCCGGCCCUGAAGAUAUCCGUGAAUGACACGUACGUGGUGGAUCCCGGGCAGGACGUAACACUGACCUGUGAGGUGACAGCGGGCUUCCCGACGCCCACAGUGACCUGGUCCCGUUAUCCUGGCCCCCUGCCGCGUCGUUCUGUGGUCCGUGGCGGGUCACUCACCCUGCGGUCAGUCACGUCGGCCGAGUCGGGAUUCUACAACUGCACCGCUGUCAACAAUGUGGGCAACCCUGCCAGGAGGAACGUCAACCUCAUAGUUAGAACGAUGAAGAACUUGACGUUCCAGAUCACACCGGACUCCAACAAAGACGGCGAGAGCAUCCAGAUGGGUCGCGACCUCAAGCUGUCCUGCCACGUGGACGCGCAGCCACAGGAUAAGGUCAAUUACACCUGGUAUAAGAAUGGCGCGCCGGUUUACCCAUCAGACAGUCUGAUUGUGCUGCGCAAUGACCCAGACAUGCCCACUGGCACCAGCAGUCUGGAGAUUGUGGACAUGAAGUUCCGAGACCAGGCCACCUACAGCUGUGUGGCCAACUUCCCUGCCAGCAGCGUUCCUGAGCUCCGUGUCGACGUCAACAUCACGCAAAGCAGCGUCAUUCCUCCUGUCCUGAGCGUGCCAGUGGGAGGGAGUGUGGUCAACGUGAGCGAGGGCGGGACUGCAGAGCUCGUUUGCCUGGUGGACGGUAAGCCCCGCCCCCCUGUGCUGUGGUCCCGCGCCAACAAGGACCUGCCCAUGCCAUCGGGCGACUGGGUGGUUGAGACGCGGGACGGGCGGCUGAGGCUGACCAACGUGACGCGAGACAUGAUGGGGGCGUACCGCUGCCAGACAGCACCAUACAACGGCCUCAACAUCAAACGCAGGCUAGCGCAGGUGCAGCUUAACGUGGAAUACCCCCCUGUGGUGGACCCGGUCUUUCAGGAUGUCCGCUCUCCAAACAAUCAGCCCGUCAUCCUCCGCUGCGUGGUUCUGAAGUCCAAUCCCAACCGCAUAGCCAGCGCCCGCUGGUAUCGGAACACCAUUCCCAUCCGGACCCCUCCCGUGGACACCCAGGACGUGCCCCAGCUCCGCUUCAAACUGGACCUCACCAAUAAUGGCACGUAUGAGUGUAAAGUUAGCAAUGGGGUUGGGACCUCUACCUGCACCUUCGUUGUCUCAGCUCGACCCUACAGUGCAGAAUUCUACUUUGACACGCCGAACCCCAUUCGCAUUCUCAAGGGCAAUAACUACUCCUACAACCUGCAGUGGACACAGAAAGAGCCCACCGCUGUGGACAGAAUCAUAGGCUACUGGAUCAAUGUCCAACAGAUGGGCCAAAAGGUGCUUUCCAAACAGAUCAACACCAGAGAGCCAGUAAAAGGUGUGCUGAUGUCCUACACCGUUAUGGACCUGCGGAUCCCUCUGUCCUAUGAGGUGGGGCUCACGCCCAUCACGAGCUUUGCCGCUGGAGACACCGUCACCCGGAUUAUUCAAUACUCUGAACCCUACACCUAUCCAAGACCUUCAGAUCAUGUUUGUGGCUUUGAGGAUGUGCGGAUAUGUGGCUUCUAUCAGGACCGCAGUGAAGUGUUUGAUUGGACCAGACAGAACCACUUGAGUCAAAACCCAAAACGCUCAGUCAACACAGGCCCCGACACGGAUAGGAGUGGAACAAAAGAAGGUUAUUACAUGUACAUAGAGACUUCACGGCCACGACAGAAAGGAGACAAAGCUCGCCUCCUGUCGCCACUCUAUAACGUCACAGCAGCCAGAGGCCCCUCCGGCUCCAGCAGAGUGCCACACUGCAUCUCAUUCUUCUACCACAUGAAGGGCAAACACAUCGGUACUCUGAACGUGCUCCUGAGGGUCAAAAGCAUAGCCACUGUGGAUUCUGUAGUGUGGAGCCGCUCUGGGCACCAGGGCCCUGACUGGCGGAAGGCCAACGUCAUGGUGUACCCCAGCGGACCCUUCCAGGUGGUGUUCGAGGGUAUCCGUGGAGACGGUUUUGAGGGGGACAUCGCCAUUGAUGAUGUUUCGGUUACCAAAGGGAAGUGUACACAGGAGAAACUGCCUGCAGCAGACGUGCUUCCAGGAUCAGCCCAAAGUCUUCGUCCUGUUCUUCUGAGCAUGCCGCUCCUUAGCUCCCUGUGCCUCUGUGUCCUGCUCCUGUCCAGAUGA